AUGCCACCUAAACAUAGUUUGCGCAUUCCUCAAAUCGAUGCUUCAUUGGAUAAGCCAUUGAAUGUUGAUGCUCCACCGACCAUAUAUGGUACUACUUUGAAACCCGAGUUUGCCACUGCUGCUAUUAAUUUGGCUAUUGAUUUCAUUAAACGAAGCCAAUCUAUUGCUAACCAAUAUUUAUUAUUUCAUCCAUUGACUUUAUUUACCAUCUCAUUAUUUUUAGUCACUUACUGGGCAAUUAACUUGGUAUUUCCAACAAAUAUAACUGCUACUUCUGUUAGUGGCUAUCUAUAUCAAUUUGCAGUAGUUAACAAGCAUGCAUUAGGUUCAGGUCUGUUAUUCACUGUCAUUUUAACUUCAUUCGUUUUCACUUUACUUUCAAGAGUAACUGAUACUUAUUUCAAGAGUAAAAUCAAUGAGAUCACAGAAGCCAAUGGUGAAACUGUUUUUGGUGUUAAUUUAAAGAAUUUAAUUGUCAAGGAUUCUGAAGAAGGGAAAUCAAAACAAUUACAAAACACUCAUAUUGUCGUCUACAGAGAAACACCUAUUGCAUUAGUCACAGUGAGUGAAAAUAAAGCAUUAUCCUCUCCAGAAUCGCUGGUCAUUGCUAUUUCUUCUAUUGGUUGUCGUAAAGUCUACACCAAAAGUGGUAUCUUGGAAGAUCUACUUGACUGGACAAUGAUCAGAACAAGAUCAAUUGCCAAAGAAGGAAAUUAUGGAAAUUCUAUGAAGAUUUUAUACGCUGUGUAUUCUUUCGACAAGGACACAAAACAAGUCUUAAAGUCUAAGGGUUUCAAAUUAAUUCAGGCUGUAAAAGUUCAAGAUAAUAGAAUUUUAGGAGGGCUUUUCGGUUUAAAGACUGAAUUAUGGGGUGUCCAAUUCAGAAUUGAACAAGAUAAAUAA
Molecule: messenger RNA, 903 nt
Organism: Tetrapisispora phaffii CBS 4417
Lineage: Eukaryota; Fungi; Ascomycota; Saccharomycetes; Saccharomycetales; Saccharomycetaceae
Gene: PHO86
Product: Pho86p
Exons: 1
Coding region: 1-903 (300 amino acids)
Source: RefSeq, a predicted model, not a curated record